CCAUUACGGCGACCUCGCCUUGCAAUUCCCAAAAACCCCCUCCAACCAUUCUGCUACUGCGAUCCAACAUUGUAAUUCCGGUAAAAACAGAGGGCUUUUCAAGGAAACCCAAUUCCAGGGAGAAUGCGAAAUUAAUUACAAACGAAUUUCUGAUUCUUUGUCCCAAAAACAUUUCAUUUCAAUCCAUUUUUUCCCCCAUAAAAAUCAAAACAAUUUUCAAGAAAAGUACUUCACUGCGUUACCGUUCUCGCAUAAGAAACAUCGCCAAUAUAUCCCAAAUUCCCAACCCCUUCUAGAGAGAGAAAGUAGAGAGAUAGCCUCAUAACAGUCGCGGAAUCUCCCUGUAUAUACAAGGGAGAUAGAGAGAGAUAGAGAGAGAGAGAAAGAGAAAGAAUUCUCAGAGUAGAAAGAUUUUCGGUUGUGAUAUUGUGGCGUGAGGGGGCGUAUCGAAUCGAUCCGCCGGCCAUUGUAGCUUACAAAACUUGAUAUCUUCCUUGAGAAGAACUUGGGGAGAUUGCAAAUUGGGUGUUUAGGGAAUACAUUGGUUUAGAAUCUGGGAGGUUCUAUAGUUGAUAAAGAUUGUAUUGGUGACUGGGUUGUGGGGUAUUGUUCACCAUUUUGGGGACUGAUUUAUUGUGUGUGUUAGUUUCUUGCUUGGUGGAGCAGAUGAAUGUAGUGGGAAAAGUUGGGAGCAUUAUAACUGCAGGUGUGUACUCUGUUGCCACCCCAUUUCAUCCUUUUGGUGGGGCUGUUGACAUUAUUGCUGUCAAACAGCAGGAUGGGAGUUUCAGGAGCACGCCUUGGUAUGUUCGGUUUGGGAAAUUUCAAGGUGUUCUUAAAGGGGCAGAGAAGGAGGUUAGGAUAGAAGUUAAUGGUGUUGAGGCUGAUUUUCACAUGUAUCUGGACCAUUCUGGGGAAGCCUAUUUUAUCAGGGAAGUUGACAGUGAUAAGGAGAAUGAGGGAAAUGAAUGCUUGAAGGAUACCGAUAGUUUUGACGGUUCUCGAGAGGGCAGUAGUAUUGAUAAUGCUAAUGGCGGGGAAAGUAGUCCGGGGGUGCAUUCUAAAUCCGAGCCUAAUGAUGACGAGUCAGAGAUGCAAGAUGAGCGUCUUGCUUUUGGUGUAGAUCGAUUUGAAAGGACAGAGUCUGGCAGGAGAUUUUAUGAGUUUGAUGAUGUGGAUUCUUCUCUUGAAGGUUCGAUUGACUUAUCAGGGUAUGAAUCCAGUCUCUAUGAAAAUUUAGAAACUGUGGAGCAAGUGUUAGAAUCUCAAAAUUCUGGCUCAGAAGUUGUUUUAGUGAGCGUGGAUGGCCACAUAUUGACAGCACCAAUCUCGUCGUCUGAAAGGAAUACAGAGAAUGUAGAGUUGGCUACACCUCAGUUUCAUCUUGGCCCAGGUGAAGAAACUGACUUUUGUGAAACUAAUACAGAUAUUAACACUGAAAAAGUUAAAUGGGGUACUGAUAAUUUGAGCAGUACGGGAAUAUCUUCACAGAGAGUUGCUUCCACAGAUGCUAGCAGCUCAAACAGUGAGCACGGUCCUGCAGAGCACUUGUUAGAAGUUAGCAAAGGAGAUGGAGAACAUCUCUCCCAAGUGCAAGAAACAUCGUAUGUAGAGACUCAGGAUCAAGACCUUCUUAGGAAUGAGAGUGGGGAGAGCACACCAUCAGGCAUCAGGAAAGGCGAUAUCUUCGCAAGCUGUUUGACACUACCAGAACUGGCCUUGCAGGUUGAAAAUGAGUCCAAGCUAUCAGACAUAGCUUCUUCAUUGGACAUACAGGAAAGUGCUAAAGGUUCAGAGGAAGCGUCUCCAAGGAGCCCUUUAGCAAUCAAUGAAACUGAAAAUGGAUCAUCUGAAAAAUUUGAGAAUGAUAAUGGGCUACCUUCUAGUCGUGAUAUUUCCAGCAGUUCUCCUUUGUCUGUGCAGGUUGAAGUCAAAGCCCUUGAGGGCGGUACAUUAGAUAAUAGUGAUUCUGACAGGGCACAUGUACGUUUUGUUUUUAACGAUGAAGACUCAGAGAAACAGAUUGAAGGAACACCAGAUGCAAAAGAAUUAGAAAGUAGCCAGCAAAGAUCAGAUGAGUGCACUCAGUGUAAAAAUACGGAGCAAGAGACAACAGCUUCUGCUGAAGAUAUGAACAUUGGUACAAGCACAAGAUUAGAGAUUGCUCUCUGUGGGCACCUUCUUCAUCCUGGAAUGGGUUCGUGUGCUGCUGCAGAAGUCUUUAAUGCAACUCGCAUAUCUGAGAUGGAAUUUAAAAAUUCUGCAAAAUCAAUAAUCAAGAAUGAAAAUUUGGUUGCUAGAAUUCAGGGGAAAUACUUGUCAUGGGAAAAAGCUGCUUCAAUCGUACUCGGGUUGGCUGCUUAUGACUUGGAAUUACCUAUUGAAUACACUGAUGUUAUUCCUGUUGAGCAUGGGGGAACUCCAAGGGUAGAUGAUUCUGGGCUUGAGAGGUCUGCUUCUGGACGGCGAUGGAGGCUCUGGCCAAUUCCAUUUAGAAGGGUUAAGACACUCGAGCAUACUAGCAGUAAUGUGUCAGCUGAGGAUGUUUUUCUUGAUACUGAAAGUAGCUUGCAUAACCAGGGUGCAGAUCCAAGUCCGACAGCACGAGGAGGCAAACUAUCUCCUCGCAAACAACUUGUGAGAACUAAUGUUCCAACCUCUGAACAAAUUGACUCUUUAAACCUAAAGGAUGGGCAAAAUAUGGUGGUCUUCAUUUUCUCUACCAGGGUUCUAGGAGUACAGAAGGUUGAAGCUCAUAUAUACUUGUGGAAGUGGAAUGCAAGAAUUGUGAUUUCUGAUGUUGAUGGUACCAUUACCAAGUCUGAUGUUCUUGGGCAGUUCAUGCCUUUGGUCGGGAAGGAUUGGACGCAUUCUGGAAUUGCUAGACUUUUCUCAGCAAUUAAGGAAAAUGGGUAUCAGCUACUUUUUCUUAGUGCACGUGCAAUUGUCCAAGCAUAUCUGACCAAAAGUUUCCUGUUCAAUUUAAAACAGGAUGGGAAAACCUUGCCCAUUGGGCCAGUUGUUAUUUCACCCGAUGGUCUAUUUCCGUCAUUGUACAGAGAAGUGAUAAGAAGAGCUCCUCAUGAAUUCAAGAUUGCCUGUUUAGAGGAUAUCAAAGCUCUUUUCCCUCCAGAUUACAACCCGUUUUAUGCAGGUUUUGGAAAUAGAGACACCGAUGAACUUAGCUAUAGAAAAAUUGGAAUUCCGAAGGGCAAGAUCUUCAUAAUUAACCCAAAGGGUGAGGUAGCUAUUAGUCAUCACCGAAUUGACGUCAAAUCAUACACUUCGUUACAUACUUUGGUAAACGACAUGUUUCCCCCAACAUCAAUGGUUGAACAGGAAGAUUACAACUCGUGGAACUACUGGAAAAUGCCACUGCCCGAUCUCGGUAGCUUGUAGAGAUUUGGUUGGUCUAGGAAGAAGGUAUUUGAAGUUUUGACAGAGAUAUCUCCAGGACUGACAGACAUUCUUCAGCAGUGCAGGAUGCCCACCAUUAUUGAUGCACUUCUAGUCUAGUAUAUAGUGCCCAGUUUUGUGACCACAAAGGGUAUUCAUAUUGUCUCCCAAAAACAGGCUUAUGUUGUUCCUUCUAUGAAUACAAGUCAUCAAUAACUCAAAUAAUGCAAUGUCUACAACUUUAUAUGUAGUCAUGUGUUUCAACAACUAUAGCCAGUAGCCUGUACAUUUAGUAAUAACUUGCUGUUACUCACGCUUAUUAUUUGAUUUACGGGAAAGCCCAUACCGUUUGAAGUA
Ipomoea triloba (trilobed morning glory) is the source of this 3753-nucleotide messenger RNA. Its product is annotated as phosphatidate phosphatase PAH1-like. Lineage: Eukaryota; Viridiplantae; Streptophyta; Magnoliopsida; Solanales; Convolvulaceae. The record is from RefSeq and is a predicted model, not a curated record. The transcript is spliced from 11 exons. Bases 667 to 3399 code for a protein of 910 amino acids. Gene Ontology annotation, molecular function: phosphatidate phosphatase activity.